AGCCACCACCGCCACGUUGUAAAGUCAGUCGAUUGUAAGUGUCAGAAAGCAGGGAUGGACAGUCACAAGGUUGAAGAUAAAGAGCUAGAAUUUCGUCCAGAAGAUUCAAGUCACUUCGAAAAGUAUGGAGUUUCAGCAGCAUCUGUGGAAGCAGAACCUUGUGUCGUGGAUAUUAAAAGUUCAAACAAUAAAAGAUGGAGUAGCCACAACUUUCCAUGGGCAAAGGGGCUAGAGGAAUUCAGCGGAAGAUUAUUUGGCAAUUUUUCUUUGGAACCGGAGCAAAGAGAAGUGAUCAAUGCAACUAUGAGUGGACGCGAUGUUUUUGCAGAUGUGUCAGCUAUAGACGGACGUGAAGUGACAUAUCAGGUCCCUGCUCUUUUAUGUCCUGCGAUGACUUUGGUUGUUGUCCCACCUCUUCUCAUUCCUUUGAGCAUGGGUAGUUCAUUGGGAUUUGAGCUCAAUUGCCACCUCUAGUAUAAAAUACAUGGACAGAAAGAAAUAAACUUUUCUAUUAACAAUUCAAACCUUCAAAUUCUUUGUUGUUAUUACAAGGAGAUCAAAAUGGCUAAAAUUGAACUUAUGCAAUCGUUGCUAGAUUAUUUCUUAUCAAUGGAAAAGAAUUCAGCUUUAUUUUGGUAGAGUUGCAGCAAUUGUCCUAAAAAGGAACUAGAGAAAUUAAUUGCAUUUUCUCAUUGACAUCCUUGGGCUAAUUAGAAUGGUUUUAGGCAUUUCAUAUAUAGAUACACAACAUAGCACAACAUAGCACAUGAGUUGGAAUCUGAAUACAGAUUAUAAUACAAAAAAAAAAA
This is a messenger RNA of Coffea arabica (coffee), 809 nucleotides long. The record is from RefSeq and is a predicted model, not a curated record. NCBI's taxonomy places the organism in Eukaryota, Viridiplantae, Streptophyta, Magnoliopsida, Gentianales, Rubiaceae.